This is a messenger RNA of Meyerozyma guilliermondii ATCC 6260, 1374 nucleotides long. It is a transcript of the gene CTM1, whose product is annotated as cytochrome c lysine N-methyltransferase. Bases 1 to 1374 code for a protein of 457 amino acids. The transcript has a single exon. Gene Ontology annotation, biological process: peptidyl-lysine trimethylation; peptidyl-lysine monomethylation. The record is from RefSeq and is a predicted model, not a curated record. Gene Ontology annotation, molecular function: protein-lysine N-methyltransferase activity. Lineage: Eukaryota; Fungi; Ascomycota; Pichiomycetes; Serinales; Debaryomycetaceae.
AUGGACGCUUGGCUAUCCGAUAAGGUACAAUUGCAUCCUGGCAUUGCGGUUCAUUCCAGUGAGCUUGGAGGAAACGGUAUAUUCUAUAAUGGCGAGAAACCAGAAUCUGAUAUAGUAAUUGCAACUAUAUCUAAAAGGGCAGUUUUCGACUAUGAGCUGCUCUUGGAAACCCUUAACACUCUCAAGGUUGAAGAUCCACAACUUUCGAAGAUAGUGGUAGGGUUUUUGACGAGCUUAGAGCCUUCCACAGAAACGGAGGUUCUAAUGUGCUACUUUUGGGCAUUUAUGGCCGCUUUCAAAGCUGGAUCUACAGGUUACGUUUCGCUGAUAGGACCAUAUCUCAACUUGCUCGAACAUACUAAAGUCGAUAUACCGCAAGGAAAUACAGAAGAUGACGAUUGGUUCAUACAAUCUCUUGCAAGUGUUUUUGAAGCACAAAGAAAGAAGUAUGAAACAAUCGUUGAGUGGCUUGACUCGGAGAUUUCUGAGAAGAAACCUUGGUCUCAGCAUUUCUCUUUUGAUUUGUUCUGGCAAAUAUACAAGGCCAUUAAAUCCAGAGUCCUUGAGAUUCCCCAUUCCUUAAGUGAAGACCUGGGAGACUUUGUGACGAAUAUUUCUCUAGUUCCAUAUCUCGACUAUGCCAACCAUCUGGCCGAGAAAAAUGCUUAUUUCGACGUCGAUAGAAGUACAGAAGAUAUUGUUCUCAAACUAGACCAUACAAAAGUGGAAAAGUCUCCUACAGAACAUGUAAUUGAGAUCUUGAUCAGCUAUUCUCCAAUUGAAAAAAUUCAAUCGUUUAUGAUGACUUAUGGAUUUGUCCCCCGAAACCACGGCCAAAUGCAAGUCUUUGAUUGGAAAAUACGUGAUUUUGAUAAUCUUAUGAAUCAGUUUAACGAAACAAGCAAUGUGCCUUACAGAAAGAUUGGUAAGUGGCUCCAGGUUAUUCCUGGAGUACAAUUGGUCAUACAAGACGAAAGUAUCAAAAUAAAUCUCGCAGCUAAUCCCUUCACAAUAUUUUUUGCAGACAAGUUGACGUACAACGAACAUUGGGCAAGUGGACAAACCAACGAUAAUCUUCAAAAAAUUCUCCAGCUACAAGAAGACAACUUUGACAUCAUACAUGGACCCGGACCAUUGGGCGUGUUGUGCGAUGGAGAUCCCCUUGAAACAAGCAUAGAUCCACUGUCGCCCGAAUUGGUAGAGAGAGCAAUCAAUUUUCUACAAAUGGCUGCGAAGUCGGAAUUGAGAAAUAUAUCGGACGAGUCACCGUACCACCAGUUUAAAAAAAGUUUACUACAAAAGGUAUCCAGUGGCUUGACAGUUGACUGUAUCGAUGAUUUGGAACCAAUUCCUAUAAAUCAGAUAGAAUUAUAA